Molecule: messenger RNA, 1767 nt
Organism: Musa acuminata AAA Group (dessert banana)
Lineage: Eukaryota; Viridiplantae; Streptophyta; Magnoliopsida; Zingiberales; Musaceae
Product: protein LIFEGUARD 4-like
Exons: 4
Coding region: 782-1513 (243 amino acids)
Source: RefSeq, a predicted model, not a curated record
UUCUUGUAGCCUCGAGGAACUGUUGGCUUCUAAAGGGUUAAUUAUAUAUUAUCUUUAGUAUUUUGAUUUCUGUAUUUUUAAAAUUAUAUUUAGAUUUCUAUAUUUUUAAAGUAAAAUAUUUGAUCUAAUAAUUUUUUUUCUCUUUUGAUUUUUAAUAUUAUAAAAUUAUAUUCUUAAUCUUACAUAGGGAUCUCAAUAUUUUAAUUUCAUAAGUUUAGAUAUUUCAAUAUAAAAUUUAAAAAUAUAGGAAUCGAAAUACUAAGAAUAACUAAUUAUAAUCUAUAACUACCUGCUUUCCAAAUGAGACUAACACUAUUUUAUCUUUGGUUCUUUAUCAUUCACUUUUAACUCUUCGAUCUAUUUGUGAUCAAAUAUGUUUUUAUUAGACCAAAUGUACUUUCCGUGUAUACUAUUCUUUUCAUGUCAUAUAUAUAUAUAUAUAUAUAUAUAUAUAUAUAUAUAUAUAUAUAUAUAUAUGUGGUAAAAUCACACCGUCGCAUUAAUUGGCCUUACAUAUUUUUGGAUGUGGGGCACUCCCUCCCAAUCUCAAGCCAACGGGCGGUGAGGAUCUGACUGCAGUUUGAACUGGUUUACUAAAUCCGUGCAUGAGAAACCAACGGCCAGUCUGCAUAUAAUUGGAAACACCCCCCCUAAAAGUCGCGCGCCAGUGAUCGUUCGUCUCCCUCCUCCUCCCUUUCUAUCUCUACAUUUCUUCCCAGUAAUCUCCUCCGAAACCCUAGUUCUUGUUCUCGAUUCGGAAGACCUAGAAUCGUCGCCGGAGAUGACGAAGAAGGGAGGGGACAUCGAGGCCGGGUACGGCGGCGGAUCGGCCUUGUACCCCAACAUGAUGGAGAGCCCGCAGCUGCGGUGGGCGUUCAUCCGCAAGGUCUACUCCAUCGUGGCCCUCCAGAUCCUCCUCACGAUUGCCGUCGCCGGUGUCGUCAACUUCGUCGAGCCCGUGCGCAGCUUCCUCCUCUCCCACACCACCGCCUCGCUGGUCGUCUACAUCCUCAUCAUCAUCUCGCCUUUUCUCGUUCUGUUGCCGAUGAUCUACUUCCGCGAGCGCCAUCCCCUGAACCUGCUUCUUCUCACGCUGUUCACGAUCUGCAUCAGCUUGGCUAUUGGGAUGGCAUGCGCGACUUCCAAAGGCAAAAUAGUGCUACAAUCUGCAGCUCUAACAGCAACAGUGGUUGUGGGUCUCACCCUCUACACGUUCUGGGCAGCCAAAAGAGGCUAUGACUUCAACUUCCUCGGCCCAUUCUUGUGUGCAGCUCUUAUCGUGCUGAUGCUGUACUGUAUCAUCCAGAUCUUCAUCCCAAUGGGGAAGGUCUCGACAACAAUCUACGGGUGUGUGGCAGCAAUUAUCUUCUCUGGUUUCAUCAUAUACGAUACCGACAAUCUGAUCAAAAGACAUUCCUACGACCAAUACAUCUGUGCUUCCAUCUCCCUGUAUCUCGACAUCAUCAACCUGUUCACGGCACUGUUAACCGUGUUCAGUAGUGUUGAUUCAUAAGCCAAUUGGUAUCUCUGCUUACCGUCAUGUAACUGCUCUAUAUUUAGUGAAACCAAUAUAUAGGUAAGAAACCUGAUAACAGUUCAAAAUAUAUGUGCUGCUGUGUCGAUUAGCAGUCACUUUCAUCUGCCUCCAGGCGUCGUUUGAGACUUGUUGCCUUGGGGACGAUGAACUUGUACAGGUACUGAAACCUUGUAUUCGGAUUGUUGUUGGCUGUGGGAGAACCAAACUGUUCAGUUCAAAGUGCGACCUCA